Camellia sinensis is the source of this 6541-nucleotide messenger RNA. RefSeq names its product PWWP domain-containing protein 1. Lineage: Eukaryota; Viridiplantae; Streptophyta; Magnoliopsida; Ericales; Theaceae. The record is from RefSeq and is a predicted model, not a curated record.
GGGAGGGAGACUUCAAUUUGGAUUCAACAUUGGACGAGGGGGCUAUGCUUGAUGCAUUGAAAGAAGGAAAUUGUUUAGUGUAAGAAAUUUAGGAAAUUGUUUGAUGUAAAAUAGUAUGUGGUAAGAAAUUCUUCACCGUAAAAUUGUACAUGGUAAUUCGGCUAUCAAAAAUGUCAAAUUAAUGAAUUGUUAUGUAAGAAAUCUAGGAUCUGUGAUGAUAUUAAUUCCAGAGGAAUUGGUAAAUAAAAGGAAGGUAUAGAUUCUAGAAUCAAAUCUAAGGAAUUGGCAAUUGUGGGCACCAAUACAUUUGCUCCUAGAAGCACUAAGAUGACAUAUUUGAUGGCCGUUAUGAAUAGGAAGAAAUGAUUCCUUCAGGGGAAAUAAAGGGAAAUGGAGAAGUAAGAGGCAUGUGGCAAAUUGGAUUUUGAUAUUUUGGAUUCUACAUUGGAUGAAGGCACCACACUCGAAAUGCUUGAUGCAUUGAUAAAAGAAAAAUUGAUAGAUUUGGGAUAUGGAUAUGAGGUGGAUAUGAUUCCAUCGAUUGGUAACACAGAGGAAGAGGGUCACGUGUUGGUUACAUUUUAUGGUGAUAGCACCUAUGAAUGGUUUGAACGAAUUAGACUCAAUUCUUUUGACCUUCAGUAUACGAAGAAAUCAAAGCAGAGUAACACUCAGACAUUUUUAACUGCUAUUGGGGAGGUUGAGGUUGAGGUGAAGUGGAGAGCUGCAUUUGGCUUGACUUGUUACUGGAACUUUAAUAAAUUUUGCCCUACAAGUGUUCAAGGAUUCUUUGAAGAGGAUGUGCGUGGGCUUGAAGCUGGUGGUGUGUAUUUAGUGAAGCAAAUCUAAAGGGAUAGAGAUGAUUUCCAGAAACUUUUUGUGAUACAUGAUGAGAGGGUGAAUUAUUAGAUAAAAAUUUGACCAUGCAAAAAUUAGUGAUGUUGCACAUUUGAUGCACGUGCCAUGUUCACUACAUUGGUAGUUGAAAAGCCCAACCCACACUUCUCCUUAAAACCCAGGUAUUUAAGGAGUAGGAAACUAGAGCCUUAUAACUAGCAUAGAUGGGGCAACUCCAAGCGAUGUGGGACACAUUCCAACACACCCUCCUGGACCACAACACACACUAGCUGGACAAAUAGCCCACUAGUCAUAGGCCCAACCAAGCUCUGAUACCAAGUUGAAAAGCCCAGCCCACACUUCUCCUUAAAACCCAGGUAUUAAGGAGAGGGAAACCAGAGCCUUAUAAUUAGUACAAAUGGGGCAACUCCAAGCGAUGUGAGACACAUUCUAACAGUAUUUUCUACCACUAGUAUUGCAACUAACAUAGUAUGAAUGCAUGUAACACAUUUAUAAUUAUAAUGCAUAGUUACCUCUCAGAAAGUAUCACUUGUAUCUUAGUCACCGAAUGCUUAGAACUUAGUUAAUAUUUUAUUUACAUUAUGAAAUUACUUCUAUGGCUUUUCAGAACUAUAAAUUAAUUCAAUAUUUGACUCCGAAGGAAGAAUGCACAUAGAAAAAUGCUACAUCUUGUUUUGUUGUCAUUUUGGUAGCAAUUGUCUUGUUUUUACAAUUUGCAUUAAAUGCAGAAAACUACUCUGAAAGAUGAUAACUAAAUAAAGCUUCUAGUAUUUGCUUACAUAUUAAUCUUAUCAUAUAUUCAUGAGAUAACAAGUAUGCAAUACAUUGAACUCAACCUUUGUCGCCUAUGUGACAUCUAUGUUUGGAUUUUUAGAAGACACACACGCCUAUCAAGCAUAUUAUAUUAUGGCUAGAAGGGCUUCAUAUGUGGUGAAUUUGGGGGUUUGAGGAAUUGUUAAUGAGAUUGGGGUUUGAGGCAACUGCGAAUUAUUCGGAACUCUAUUAAAUUAAACAGACAUAUAGAAGUAGAGUUGAAGUUGGGGCUUCGGUUGGUAGGUUUUUGCUGGCAGACAUGUAAUUCAGAUGUCAAAAAAUGUUAAAUCUUUGGUUGGUCUAAGAAAUUUAGGGUUUGUGAUGAAAUUAAUUCUAUGAGGUUUCAUAAAAUUGUAUGGAAAACAGGGAAUUAUUGAAAAAACCGAAGGUUGGCAACAGGGAACAGCACACUAAAUCACUAGGAUUGUAUAUUUGAUGCAGGUGAGAGAACUGGAGGCUGUGAAUUUAAGGGAGAUAAGGAGAUAGAGGAGUGAGAGAGGGAAAGUCAAAAACAAAUUUUCCUGAUUUUUUUAGAUUCUAUGUCAGAUGAAAGCACUAAAAUUGAGUGCUUGAUGCAUUGAAAGAAGGAAAAUGUAAAACUUCUGCGAUAUGGAAAAGAGAGUAAUUUAUUAGACAAGAGUUUUGGCUAUGAAUAAUCAAUGAGUUUUACCCAUACAGCCAAAUUGAUACUUGCUGCAUUUUACAAAGAAACAUUAUGUCUCAUGUGUAACAUGUGUUAAUAGUUUUUUUUUUUUUUUUUGAACUUUCGUGCUAUGUGCCGCAAUAAAUAUAUAUUUUAAUUCAUUUAUAAUUGCGUAGUUGUAUGCAGGUACAAUGUGUCAGUCAAACACCUUCCGUUUUUCCACGACAAACAUAACCCUCCACACUUCCUCUCAUAAAGUUAGUCGUGUCGUAUCACAAAACAGCACACAUAAGAGAGCACAAUAUAUGAUGCAUUAAAUAGAAAAUUAACGAUGUAUAAUUAAGGAUAUAGGUUGUGUUAUGUUUAAAAAAAAUCAGUUGACACAAUUUUAGUGAUCUUACUUUGACAUUCCAAAAUAUUAACAUUGCUCAAAAAGUAAAUUUUUGCUUAUAUAUGGUAUUUAUGUAUACAUUGACUUGUGCAAUUAUAUUGUGCUGCAAACACAUCAUAGUACCGUAUAAAAUAUUAGAUUUAUUAAAUUUUAAGCUAUAAAAUUAUGCAAUAUUGUGGCACAAGUGCAUGUACCAAAUUAUAGCUCACAAAAUUUCCAUGUUGACACGUGUCUUCCUGUGAGUACUGAUUACGGUUGAGCUGGUAUUGUUAGUAACCACGAUCGGACCCCUGUCCACAUCAACACUGAAAGCUCAUACUCCCAAUUUUUCCCCUUUCCCUCUUGCUCUCCCUCGCUAUAUGCUUAGAUAUAGAUAGAUAUCGUAGGGUUUAAAUGAGAUGUUAUGUAUAGCAGUCAAUGUGUAUGGUUUCCUUAGACGAUCUGCUUAAAAGGUAUGUGUUUUCUGGUUUUGAUACAUGUUUACGCCCUUGGUACAUUUCAUAUCCAAAAUUAUAAAACUUGAUUAAUGUUUUGCGUAUACAUUAGGAUAAAAAUCAAUUCAAUGUUCGAUUUGAAAGCAAGAAAGUAAUUUUCAAAAUGGUAAGGUAUUAUUUAAUUUUGAUUUUGGUAGCAGUGGUUUUGAUUUAAUUGUUUGCUCGGAAAACAGGAAAAAUUGUUUUUAAGGCUCUAGGGGUUUGCUGCACCUUCCGUAUUCAUGAUUCAAUUCGUAUUCAAUACAUUAAAGCUCUAGGGAUUUGAGAGCAACCGAGUGAAGCAAAAAAGUUGGCCUGCUAGAACAAAGGAAGAAACUAGGAAUUCUUCAGGCGAUAGAAAUCGAGAUAUUCAAUACACUAAAGAUCUAAGGAAUUUUGUAGAGAAAAUGGGUUCUGGGGAAACAAGGAAUUCUUCAGAACACAGUUCAAUGGACAUGUACAGCAGACUUAAGCCCUGCUUAGACGAUCUGCUUAAAAGGAAAAAUUGCUUUUAAGGCUCUAGGGUUUUGCUGAAUCUUCCGUAUUCAUGAUUCAAUUCGUGUUCAAUACAUUAAAGGUCUUGGGAUUUGAGAGCAAGCGAGAGAAGUAAAGAAAUUUGACCUGACAGAACAAAGGAAGAAACUACAAAUUCUUCAGGCGAGAGAAAUCGAGAUAUUCAAUACACUAAAGAUCUAAGGAAUUUUGUAGAGAAAAUGGGGUCUGAGGAAACAAGGAAUUCUUCAGAACACAGUUCAAUGGACAUGUACAGCAGACUUAAGCCUAGGGCUUCCAAUGGUAAUUCAGCUGCCAAAAAUGUCAAGUCAAUGAAUGAGCAGUGUAAGAAAUCUAGGGUCUGUGAUGGAAAGAAAAAGGAAGGUAUAGAUUAUAGAAGCAAAUCUAAUACAUUGGAUGAAGGCACUGAAGUCGAAAAGUUUGAUGCAUUAAAAGAUUCAGGAUAUGAGGUUGGCGAUAUGGUAUGGGGGAAGGCCAAAUCUCAUCCGUGGUGGCCAGGGCAAAUAUUUGAUGAAGCUUUAGCUUCUCCAUCAAUCUGUCGUAGGGAGAAAGAGGGUCAAGUUUUGGUUGCAUUUUAUGGUGAUGACACCUAUGGAUGGUUUGAACCAGGUAGACUCAUUCCUUUUGAUUUUCACUAUACAGAGAAAUCAAAGCAGACUAACACUCCGGAAUUUUUAACUGCUGUUGGGGAGGCUGUGGAUGAGGUGAAGCGGAGAGCUGCACUUGGCUUGACUUGUCAUUGCCGGAAGCCAAACAUAUUUCGCCCUAAAAGUGUUGAGGGGUUCUUUGAAGUGGAUGUGAGUGGCUUUCAACCUGGUGGUCUGUAUUCAAUGAAGCAGAUCGAAAGGGCUAGAGAUGCUUUCCAGCCAUCCAAGACGCUUUCUUUCGUGAAACAAUUGACAUUGAUGCCUCAGGAUGAUGUGCAAAGAAAUGUUGAAUGGACAAAUAAUGUAGCUUUAGUUCUUGCUUAUCGGAGGGCAGUGUUUGAGGAAUUCGAUGAGACCUAUGCUCAGGCAUUCGGGGUACAACCAGUACGCCCUGGAGUUUCAGCGGUGGGUUUACUUAACCCAGAAAAAGCACCACUGCAAGCUCCAUUGAGUGGUCAACCAAUGAUCAGUGAAAGCCUAGGCAAACGCAAGGCCUUUGAAGAUAGGGUAAAAGUCAAGGACCAACAAAAGAGAAAAAAAUCUCUUUCCAGACAGAGCAAUGAUCAGAAAACUUCAAAAGUGCCAAAGUUUGGCAAGGCUGGUAUUUGUAUCUCAGAAAAUAGAGUUCCACCAGUUUCUAUGAAGCCUAAUUUUUUGAGAAAUCAGGAUACAGAUGGGAAUGUUAGAAAAGGAAAAGAAGUUAUUACUACGGAUAAGCAUCCAAUACUUGCGCAACGUGAAGGUCCAACUGGUUUAUUUGUUGAGACGCCCCACAUUGAGAAAGUGAAGGACCAACCUUCUGCUCUAAAACCAUUGAAAAAGCCGUUCAGACCAGAUGAUCCAGCAAAGGCUGGCAGCAAAAGUCAAUCCUCUCGUAAACAGGAAGAGAAGUCCAUGAAGAGACCAAAAAAAUACAGGAAGCUAAGUUCAUUGGCUGCAGAAAAGAAGGAAGGCAGCCAGAAGAAUUUGAAAAUUCAAGGAGAUGCAAAAAUGGUGGGUUCAUCAGUGUCGACAAAGCCAGAAAUACUUGAGGGGCCUUCUGAACCAGCAAUGUUGAAGAUGAAGUUCCCACUUCAUUCAAAACUGCCAUCAGUGCCAGAACUAAAAGCGAAAUUCGUACGCUUUGGAAGUCUUUACGAGUCAGCCACGCGCGUGUAUCAGAAUUCAUCAACUGCCAAGGUUGUUUUUAAGAACAAGUCUAGUGCUGAGGCAGCGUAUAAUCACGCAGUCCUCAACAGAACUUUCCUUGGCAACAUCAAGGCAAAUUACUGCUUGCAAGUUUUAAAUGUUUCAGGUCCAGAGUUGCCUGAAUCAGGUGAGUCAAGCAAGUGCCUUAUGGAAGGAUCUCUUGAACCAAUGACUGCAGCAAUUCAGCAGUUGCCUCUGAACCCAAGUGUCCCCCUAAAGUCAAUUUUGAAGAAGUCGCCAGGUGAUGAAAUGGUGUCUAUCAACCGUGUUAAGAUUGCGACUCGACAUGUCAGAUUCAAGUUGGAGGGGAAUGCAAGUUCUAGGGAAGAGAAAAUGCUGCCUAGCAUUAACAAAAUCAGUGGCUCCAUUAUUGGCAAUUAUCUGAAUCCUAUAUCAUCUUCGCGUACAACCAUCAAGGACAAUGUUGCGAACUUUCGUCAGGUAAUGCCCCCAACUUUGCCGCCUCAGCUUUCUCUCCCUUCCCAAAUCCCAGCUAUGCAUGAGAAUCACAGUGUUGGUCACAUUGUCAAUGCCAUCAACAUGGAAUAUCCCCAAGGCGAGGCAACGAGCAGCAAGAGCUAUCAGAAUGCCAGUGCCCCGACUAACAGCAUUGACAUUUCUCAGGAGAUGUUAUACCUUUUGAAGAAGUGCAGUGAGAUUGUAGCCCAUUUGAAGAGUUCGUCCAGAUAAGUGGCUUGCCAUGAUUUUCGGAUGGAGUUAUUUACUAAUUCAUGACAAAAAUGAUAUGGCUGUGUUAUUUGUGAAAUUUUGAGGACAAUGGUAGUUGUUUUCAUUGGAAACGAGCGGAUCACAAGAAACCACACCAUUAUGUAUUGAAAAUUCUGUACAAAAAUUCUGAAAAUUUUAAAAGGAUUCAUGUGAAAAGUUUUCUCUUAUCUUUCUCCCUUUGAACUUUGGCCAUUGUAUUCUUAAAAAUACUGUGAAAAUAAUUAUGUAGAUAAAAUUUAUUUUGGGUGUGGCCUACAUUAUAUCAAAUUUGAAUUUAGUUGUUGGA